This is a messenger RNA of Ooceraea biroi (clonal raider ant), 1076 nucleotides long. It is a transcript of the gene Nf-YB, whose product is annotated as nuclear factor Y-box B. Gene Ontology annotation, molecular function: DNA-binding transcription activator activity, RNA polymerase II-specific; RNA polymerase II cis-regulatory region sequence-specific DNA binding; protein heterodimerization activity. Gene Ontology annotation, cellular component: CCAAT-binding factor complex; nucleus. NCBI's taxonomy places the organism in Eukaryota, Metazoa, Arthropoda, Insecta, Hymenoptera, Formicidae. The record is from RefSeq and is a predicted model, not a curated record. Gene Ontology annotation, biological process: regulation of transcription by RNA polymerase II.
AAUGCAGCCAUGAUGUGAUGCGUAUGUGUAUAUACAAGCCACUCUUCGGUUUGUAGCAGCGUGAAAACAAAGAUAGCAUAGGUUAAGAGAGUAGAAAGUGUUUGAUUUGCAUCGAAUCAAGCAAUAUCAGAAAUGGAGAAUAGUGGUGAGAGCGGAGACGAUGGUGGCCCUUUAGGAUCGACGGCGUUCUUGGGCGGAGGCGGCGUCGCGGCGUCUUACAUCGGCGUACAAUCGGACGACAUGGAAGAUGACCCUGAGAACACAGAUGACUCGAAUCACGGUACGGGGGAUCCAUUGCAAAGUCCUGGCGUUUCCACGGCUGGUGGACCUCUCCGAGAACAGGAUCGCUUCUUGCCGAUAGCGAACGUAGCAAAGAUCAUGAAACGAGCCAUCCCUGAGGCUGGGAAAAUAGCUAAGGAUGCGCGUGAAUGUGUACAAGAGUGCGUGUCGGAGUUCAUUUCAUUUAUCACGUCGGAAGCGAGUGACAGGUGUCACAUGGAGAAGCGUAAAACUAUCAAUGGUGAAGACAUUUUGUUCGCUAUGACCACGCUUGGUUUCGACAAUUACGUCGAGCCUCUGAAAGUGUAUCUGCAAAAGUAUCGUGAGGCAACGAAGGGCGAUAAUCCUCCGAGCACUGGGGCGGCUACUGGUAAUGGGAAAAUGGAAACGCAGGGUAACAUGUACGAGGAUCAGCUAUUCGCCAUCACUGCGACGGCAUCGAGCGUCACCAGUUCUGACAAUUCGGUCAUCUAUAGUUAUUCAUCCAACGAACAGAUGCAAUUCCAACUUUCCUGAUCACUGGGAAUUAAAGUGAUAUCGAUAUAACGUAAGACACACGCGUUACACGUUCUAAGAUACUCUGUGCGAUCUGUGAAAUUGGGCAUCGAUAAUCGUCGUACAGAUCCGAGAAAAGAGACGCGACUUUGCCUAGUAACAUGGGCAGCGAAAUAUUUUAAGUUUUAAUGUUAAGGCAUAAUCAUUAUAAGAUUCGAUCGAACCGAAAGGUAAAAAUAAUCUUUAUAAAGAAGCAAGAAGCUUGUAAGAAUGUGAGCGCAAAUAAACUGCAAGAGACUGUU